AUGUCCUUAGAAAACCAUUUAUUAAUUGUAUUAAUGAAGUUAAGACUUGGACAUAAAAAUAAAGAUUUAGCUUUGAGAUUUAACAUUAGUGAAGGAGUCAUAUCAAAAAUAUUUUGCUUAUGGAUAAAACAAUUAGCCAAUGUAUUGUGCAAUUUAAUUGUGUGGCCUGAACGAGCUGCUAUAAGAGCAAACUUGCCAUGUUGUUUUACAAACUUUAAAAAUUGUGUAUGUAUAAUAGACUGCACUGAAAUAUUUAUAGAAAGGCCACAUAACUUAACAGCUAGGGCUCAAACCUACUCUACCUAUAAAUCACGUAAAACCAUUAAAUACUUAAUUGGAAUAACACCAGCUGGUGCUGUAAGUUUUUUAUCAUCUGGAUGGGGUGGUCGAGCAUCAGACAAACUGAUCACAAUUGAGUCAGGUUUUUUAGAUAAAGUUUGUUACGGAGAUUGUAUUUUAGCUGAUAGAGGAUUUUUAGAGGAAGAAGAAUUAGCAACAAGAGGAGCUGUUUUAAUAAUACCAGCAUUUACAAAAAGUAAAAGUCAAAUGGCUGUAAAAGACAUUGAUUUAUCACGUCAAAUUGCUCGUGUGAGAAUCCAUAUAGAAAGAGUUAUUGGGCGUUUAAAAAAAUACCAACUAUUAACAUCAACUAUACCUCUGGACUUAUAA
This is a messenger RNA of Hydra vulgaris (swiftwater hydra), 669 nucleotides long. NCBI's taxonomy places the organism in Eukaryota, Metazoa, Cnidaria, Hydrozoa, Anthoathecata, Hydridae. The record is from RefSeq and is a predicted model, not a curated record.